AUGGGGUGUGAUCGCGAUUCAUCGUUACCAUUUUGCAAAAUUCACGCAGCAAAAACAAGGCAGAACGAAGAUGGAGCACAAAAAGACAAGGAAGCUUGUGCCGAGCUACGUCUUGAGUAUGUGAAAGUGUGCGCAAUGUCCGGGCAACAUAAGGUUGAUGAAAAAGAACGAGAAUUUUGUCAAGCGUUUGAAAACAUCUGCUUUAGUAUUCCGAAAGAAGAACCAGAUCAAGUUACUGUGCCCACAGCUCUAGCGAAAGAGCUGAAGAACUUCGAUGAUGGUGACGAAGAAGACGUAGAAAGAACCACGACGACACGACAACCAAAGAAAAAGAAGAAACGCAUCGAUUUCACCAAAUUCUGCAAAGAAUUUAAGAAUCGCUAUCUGUUCGUCUGUCCAGACCCACUCAGAUUUGGACAAAAAGCCGUAGUGUUCUGCCCAAUUUAUUCCGAACGCUGUCAUGUACCCUUACCAGAUCGACCAGUAGUUCCAACUAGGAAACCACCGCCUGGAAGAAGAAGCAACACCGUGGAGAGGGUAUGCCGAAGCUACAGAGCAUUUGCCGAGACAUACUGCAACAAUCCAUUCACGCUAAGUCAACCACAGUAUCGAGAAGGUUGCGAGAAAUAUUGGCGAUUCUGCUCUAGGAGAUAUGGGCGAUAG
Molecule: messenger RNA, 663 nt
Organism: Cylicocyclus nassatus
Lineage: Eukaryota; Metazoa; Nematoda; Chromadorea; Rhabditida; Strongylidae
Source: the annotation of a GenBank genome assembly